AUGAUAAUAAUCUUAAGUUUACUUCUUGUACUACUUCCCUCUUCAGCUAACCUAACCUUUAACUUCACUAGUUUCAACCCUAACAACCAUGAAUUAAGUUACUAUGGAGAUGCUGCACCUUCUAAUCCAGUCAUUCAGCUAACCCGAAAUCAGCAGGAUAAAGAAAUGCAUUGGAGUACUGGUAGAGUCACUUAUCAGAAACUGUUUCGCCUUUGGGACAAAGAUUCAGGAGAGCUAGCUGACUUCACAACCCGAUUUUCAUUCACCAUAAAUUCUGGAGAUCAAUCUGUUUAUGGUGAUGGAAUAGCAUUCUUUCUUGCUCCUGAUGGAUUUGAACUUCCUCCUAAACAAGAAGGUAGCGGUAUUGGUCUUGUAGGUGCUGAUCAGGUGCUCAACUCCACAUUGAAUCCUUUCAUAGCAGUUGAAUUUGAUACUUAUAGAAAUGAUUGGGACCCACCUGGUGAUCAUGUAGGUAUCAAUAUCAAUUCCAUGGUAUCGGUUAAAAAUGUGACAUGGUCAAAUCUUGUUGCUAAUGGGCAAAGAAACGUAGCAAGGGUAAGCUACAACUCGAGUGCAAAAAGGCUAAGUGUUGCGUUUACAGGUUUUGAUCAAACUGGAGUUUUCACACAGAGACUUAGCCAACUAGUUGAUCUGAAAGAGUAUCUACCAGAAUAUGUAAGUAUCGGUUUUUCAGCUUCAACUGGUGAUUACUUUGAGAUUCACACUAUUCAUUCAUGGGAUUUUAAUUCAAGCUUACCUACCCAUGAUGAGAUCAUUGGUCCGAUUGGUUCAGAGAUUAGUUUAAAUAGUUCUGCACCCAGUCCAUCAGUAGCGACGCUUUUGCAACCAGUAAUCCAUCAGUCACAAAGACAAUUUAAAGUAGUGUUGGGUAUUGGUGUUGGUUUAGGUCUAUGUGCUUUAAUUAGUGGGUUUUUCAUGUUUGGUUGUUUGAAGAAGAGAAGGAUUAUAUUCCAAAAGAGAGAUGAAGAAGACGUGUUUGGUGCUACACAAGACUAUGAGAUCGAAACUGGGCCAAAAAAAUUCUCAUACAAACAACUGGCCCUUGCAACAAAGAACUUUUCAGAGGGAGAGAAGAUAGGACAAGGGGGUUUUGGUGGGGUUUAUAAAGGUUUCAUGAGGGAAACGAAUUCAUAUGUAGCUGUUAAGAAGAUAUCAAGUGGAUCCAAACAAGGCAUAAAGGAGUAUGCAGCUGAAGUGAGAACUAUUAGCCAACUAAGACACAAGAACUUGGUGCAACUCGUUGGUUGGUGCCAUGAAGGCAAAGAACUCCUACUUGUUUAUGAGUUCAUGUCAAAUGGUAGCUUGGAUUCUCAUCUCUUCAAGGGAAGUUUCUUGUUGACUUGGGCAAUGAGGUAUAAUGUUGCUCGAGGUUUAGCCUCAGCAUUGCUUUAUCUCCAAGAGGAAUGGGAACAGUGUGUUUUGCAUAGAGAUAUCAAAACAAGCAACAUUAUGCUCGACUCCAAUUUCAACGCUAAGCUUGGAGAUUUUGGUUUAGCUAGGCUCGUUGACCAUGAAAUAGGGUGUCAAACGACAAUAUUGGCAGGUACGAUGGGCUACAUGGCUCCCGAAUGUGUCCUAACGGGCAGAGCUGGCAAGGAAUCAGACGUCUAUAGCUAUGGAGUUGUAGCUCUUGAGCUAGCAAGUGGUAAGAAACCCAUUGAUCCGAUGGCAAAAGAUUGUCAUAGAAGACUGGUUGACUUCGUUUGGGACCUCUAUGGAAGAGGAAUGCUUAGUCAAGUAGCUGAUCCGAAACUUGAAUCCGAUUUUGAUGAGGGAGAAAUGGAAUGUUUGAUCACUGUCGGACUUUGGUGUGCUCACCCUGAUCCGAAGGUCCGGCCUACUAUAAAGCAAGCAAUUCAAGUUCUUAACUCUGAAGCACCACUUCCGAACCUUCCGAAAACAGUACCAACCCCUACUUUCUCUGCCACACCUAUCACAAUGUCUGCGUUUUGGUCUUCGCCAUUGGCUGAUCUCACAGGUUCUGGAAGAGACUAUACCAUGUGUUCAAGUUCAAGUGACGAGGUCAAAUCAUCCAAGCACACCGGUUCAUCUUCAGCCUCCUCAUCAGCAUCCUUUGUUGAUGAUACACAAUAA
Lactuca saligna is the source of this 2115-nucleotide messenger RNA. NCBI's taxonomy places the organism in Eukaryota, Viridiplantae, Streptophyta, Magnoliopsida, Asterales, Asteraceae. The record is from the annotation of a GenBank genome assembly.